This is a messenger RNA of Maniola jurtina (meadow brown), 1327 nucleotides long. RefSeq names its product glutathione S-transferase 2-like. The record is from RefSeq and is a predicted model, not a curated record. Bases 144 to 758 code for a protein of 204 amino acids. Gene Ontology annotation, biological process: glutathione metabolic process. The transcript is spliced from 5 exons. NCBI's taxonomy places the organism in Eukaryota, Metazoa, Arthropoda, Insecta, Lepidoptera, Nymphalidae. Gene Ontology annotation, molecular function: glutathione transferase activity.
GAGUGAAGUGGAAGCACUGCAUUAUUGAACAAGCCUGAAGUUGUUAUUUAUUGGCAAAAACUUUUUGGCAUUGACAGUUCGUCAAGGAAUAUCGUGGUUGUUGCACGUGGUAUUUGCUCGUUAGUCUAAAUUUCCAAAACAAGAUGCCGAACGUAGUCUUCUAUUACUUCCCCGUGAAGGCUCUGGGUGAGCCAGGCCGUAUGCUGCUCGCGUAUGGCGGUCAGGAGUUCGAUGAUCGCCGGAUACCUAUGGAGCAGUGGCCUGAGUUUAAACCUUCGACCCCCUUCGGUCAGAUGCCAGUGCUCGAGAUCGACGGUAAAAAGUACGCUCAGAGCACGGCCAUCGCACGUUACUUGGGUCGCAAGUACGGACUUGUUGGCAAGGACAUUGAGGAAGACUUCGAAAUCGACCAAAACGCCGAGUUCCUGAACGAUAUUAGAGCGAAAGCGGCAACGGUACAAUACGAAGCGGACGAGGCACUGAAGGCUAAGAAGCACGCGGACUUCUCCGCGAACGUCUACCCGGCGCUGCUGACCAAACUCGAUGAGAUCAUCAAGAAGAACAAGGGACACAUCGCUCUUGGAAAGCUCACAUGGGCAGAUUUCGUGUUCGCGGGCAUGUUUGACUACCUCAAGGUGAUGCUUCAGACGCCCGACCUCGAACAGAAGUACCCCAGCUUCAAACAGGUCAUCGACAAUGUGUUGGCUAACCCUAAGGUCAAGGCUUACGUCGACAAGGCGCCUGAAACCACUUUCUAAAACUACCCGCACAAAAAAUCUUAUUUUAUUUUUCUUCAAAUAUUAACUCUUUUAUGGUCUUUCAUUAUAAUUAUAAUUUCAGUACCUAUUUAAGUGCCUUAAAAGUAUAGUGGCCGGCAAACAACUUGAGCAUUAACGUGAUUGGCUGGCGUAUGCACGCGAUUGGUUGAUCAGUCGGCGCGAGUGCACGCGAUUGGUUGAUACGUCGAUUCUCGCUUCCCGGAUUCGCCAACUUUCUCCCACUACGCUGCUUCAGGUCCAAGUUGUUUGCCGUGCACUAUAUUCAAUGUAUUACAUCUAUUACUCGUAUCCCAUUAUCUAUAAAUGUCUAGAAUUAUUUAUAUAAGACUUGUUAAUUGAGUAGUCUAAAUACACUUAGCAAUUCUACUUGGUCGAAUAUUAAAUAACAUGUAGUUAUACCGUUUUACUAAUGGCUCGUGAGUAAAAUGAUACUUGUGCAAUUUAUUCACAACUGGUACUAAAAUAAAAUGUACUAUAUACCUAAUUUAACUGUUCUCAAACAAAAUAAUCCUUAUGUAAAUUACUCAAAACUGGUAUUAAAGUAAAAA